AUGGCCACCAAAUCCACCUCUGAAGUUAGCCAUGGCCAGCUACCCAAGACAUCGUCCACAUGCUUGACGGAGAGUGUCACUGCGGUGCAUGAUUUUGAGGUGGCCAAUUACCGGUUGCUGGAUGGCAUCGGCGUCGGCAAGCACGUUCGCUCAAGCUACUUCAGCGUGGCUGGCUUUGAGUGGUUUAUCAAUUUCUACCCGGAUGGGAGGAUGGCAGACUACGCUGACUACACAUCAGUCUUUCUUGACCGUGUCAUCCAACAGAAUGACACUUGUAAUGUCAGGACUAAGUUGACCUUAAACAUGCUAGAGAAAGAUGGCGAGGCACAAUUAACUAAAUGUGAUGAGAUAGAUCAUGUCUUUUCCUCAGCAAAGUCAUAUUGGGGCUACUUCAGAUUCGUUGCGAAAGCGAAACUGAAAUCAUUGUCGCAAGCCAACAAUGGUUUCUUCAUUAUACGCUGUGUUCUCACCGUGAUAAAAGAACCUCGCACCGAGGUUAAGAGGAACACUGUUGUCGUUCCGCAGCCAAAUCUGCAAGACCAGCUCUGCCAAAUGUGGAAGGAUGGACAAGGAGCAGAUGUGGCAUUCAGUGUGGGUGGCAAAUUGUUCAAAGCUCACAGAUGCUUGUUGGCUGCACGGUCUCUGGUUUUCAAGGCGGAGCUCUUGGGUCCGAUGAAGGAGAAGGAAACAUAUUGCAUCAAAAUUGAUGACAAGACCCUGAAAUCUUUGAGGCGCUUCUUCACUUCAUAUACACAGAUUCCCUGCUAG
Messenger RNA from Triticum turgidum subsp. durum (durum wheat), 768 nucleotides. The record is from the annotation of a GenBank genome assembly. Lineage: Eukaryota; Viridiplantae; Streptophyta; Magnoliopsida; Poales; Poaceae.